AAAUAUGUCGAACUAUUUGGAACGCGCCGAAGAACUUAUUCCCGCCGAAGUCCGGAUGAUUUCGGGAUGUCGCGACGAACAAACGAGUGCGGAUGUGUCGAACGUCGCGUCGUUCUCUUUGCCCGACCCCGCGGGUAGCGCCGGUGGGGCCUGUACGUCCGCCAUGCUGAAGGUGCUGUACGCGAAUCACAAGGCCCCCCAAAAGGAUCUAUCCUUUCAAGAAGUCUUGAUGAAGAUGCGGGGUAUUCUCUCGCAGGGUCGAUACACGCAGAUUCCCCAAUUGUCGAGUUCGCGGCCACUCGAUAUCCACCAGAGCUUCAACAUUGUGCCGGCAAACUUCACUGGUACCCGUCGAGCUGUCAUGAUUGGAAUUAACUAUACUGGCCAGCAAGGACAGCUCAGUGGAUGCCAUAAUGACGUCAAAAAUAUGAUUGAAUUCAUAAAGGAUAUUCAUGGCUUUGAGGAUGAGAACAUUACCAUUCUCAUGGACGACGGAGCGCAUACGGAGCCUACUUACAAAAACAUUUUGGCAGCUUAUCAUGAAUUAGUUUCUUCCGCGAAAGCUGGCGAUGCUAUUUUUUGCCACUAUUCCGGACACGGUGGCAAGGUUCGCGAUGACGAUGGCGAUGAAGCAGAUGGAUACGAUGAAACACUUGUUCCUGUAGAUUUCAAUGCGGCGGGUCAAAUUCGCGACGAUGAUAUCUUUUCAGCUUUGAUCGGACCCAUGCCGGCGGGUGUGACACUGACGUCGGUCAUGGAUUGCUGUCAUUCUGGAACUGUCUUGGACUUGCCCUACGUCUUUAAGGCCGACGGUGAACAGAAUCAGAUGGCGCCACCUCCGGAUUUUGACUUCUCCAAACUGGCAGCGAUGUUUCAAGCGUACAUGGUCCAACAGGGCGCCAAUGGCCAGGGUGGUAUAGACCCGAACGAUGCUAUUGCCAUUGUUGCAAAAGAGUGUUGCAACAUUUUGUAACAAGACAACCCGUGAGAUUUCCGUUACGUGAAAAUUGAUGUAAUAGUGUUAUGACGCGACGAUUGUGAAAGCGCGAAAAACUGCGAAGCAAGGCGCUCUUUCAAAAAAGGAUAGCAGCUUUGAGCGAACAAGACAGCUAGGCGGCGUUGGAAGUAUUUGAUGUGACAAAGUUACGCAGGCGGUUAUAUUAGUGAGAGGCUGUCUGCUUAUAAGUUUUAUCUGUUUUG
Messenger RNA from Phaeodactylum tricornutum CCAP 1055/1, 1200 nucleotides. RefSeq names its product metacaspase. Lineage: Eukaryota; Bacillariophyta; Bacillariophyceae; Surirellales; Neidiaceae. The transcript has 5 exons. Gene Ontology annotation, molecular function: cysteine-type endopeptidase activity. Gene Ontology annotation, biological process: proteolysis. The record is from RefSeq and is a predicted model, not a curated record. Bases 5 to 973 code for a protein of 322 amino acids.